AUGGAGAAAGCUGAAAAGCUUUGCCAAGAUGACGAGUACACGCUUGAUGGAACAGUCGAUCGCCAUGGAAGGCCUGCAAUUCGAGCAAGCAGUGGAUCAUGGUUUGCUGGUAUUUUGUUACUAGUGAACCAAGGCCUAUGUACACUUGCAUUCUAUGGAGUUGGUGUGAAUCUUGUAUUGUUCCUCACACGAGUAAUCGGGCAGGACAACUCUAGCGCCGCAAAUGAUGUCAGCAAAUGGACCGGCACUGUCUACCUCUUCUCGCUAUUGGGCGCCUUUCUUAGCGACUCUUAUUGGGGACGAUACAAAACUUGCGCCAUUUUUCAAGCUAUCUUUGUUGUCGGAUUGGUCUCGCUUUCGCUAUCGUCGUACUUUUUCCUAGUAAAGCCCGACGGUUGUGGCGACGGGAGCACACCAUGUGGGCCCCACUCAACCAUCGAGACCAUCCUAUUCUACCUCUCGAUUUACCUCGUCGCCCUCGGAAACGGGGGCUACCAGCCCACCAUCGCGACUUUCGGAGCGGACCAGUUCGACGAGGAGCAUCCGGUCGAGAGCCACUCGAAGGUGGCCUUCUUUAGCUACUUCUACUUGGCCCUAAACCUCGGGAUGUUGGGCUCCAACACGAUAUUGGGCUACUUGGAGAACGACGGCAUGUGGGCCCUCGGGUUCUGGGCCUCCUCUGGCUCGGCAAUAGCCGCUUUGGUCCUGUUUUUGGUGGGGAGGCCAAGGUAUCGGCAUUUCGUACCAAAAGGGAACCCUUGGAAAUUGUUCUGUCAAGUGAUUGUUGCGGCUUCGAGAAAAUGGCGGGUCGAGGUGCCUUCGGGUGGUGGCGGUUUGUAUGAAAAGCAAGAGUGUGGCUCUGAGUAUGAUAAUGGGGCAAGGAAAAUUCUACAUAGUGAUGGGUUCAAAUUCUUGGACAAGGCCGCGGUCGAGACCUCGAUAGACUAUGCCGCUGGCACUGGCCGCGACCCGUGGCGGCUGUGCACGGUGACCCAAGUGGAGGAAGUGAAGACCAUAGGGAGGCUCCUCCCCAUAUGGCUCUGCACCAUCAUCUUCUCCUUAGUCUACACACAGAUGACCUCACUCUUUGUCGAGCAGGGAGCCGCCAUGGACAAUCGCCUUGCCGGAUUUCGAGUACCUCCGGCCAGCAUGUCCGCCUUCGAGAUCAUCAGUGCCGCCGCCUUUAUCCUCUUCCACCGCCGCUUGGUCGAUCCAGCCGUGGCCAGCCUCCGGAAGUCCGGCAGUGGCCUGACGGAGAUCGAGCGGAUGGGUGUCGGGCUGGCGGUUGCCGUCAUGUCCAUGGUGGCUGCCGGCGUCGUCGAGCAUUUUCGGAUGAGGGACGCGGUUAGGUCCUCUAGCGGCCUCACCAUAUUCUGGCAGGUGCCACAAUAUGUCUUCAUCGGUGUUUCCGAAAUCUACAUGUUGGUCGGGCAACUAGAGUUCUUCAACGGUCAAGUGCCCGAUGGCCUAAGGAGCUUCGGAAGCGCGCUUAGCAUGACUUCGAUCUCGUUGGGAAACUACGCGAGUAGUUUGAUUCUAACCAUAGUAACUGAGGUCUCGACCUCAGGUGGUGACCCUGGUUGGAUUCCUAGGAACCUUAACCGUGGCCAUUUGGACAACUUUUUCUAUCUUCUAGCUAUACUGACAGCGGUCGAUCUAAUGAUAUAUAUCGUGUGUGCGAAGGCGUAUAAGUACACGAAGUUCGAGGAACGAAGCAAUGUUAGAAGGAAGAAUGUGGAUGUGUGA
Messenger RNA from Striga hermonthica, 1746 nucleotides. The record is from the annotation of a GenBank genome assembly. NCBI's taxonomy places the organism in Eukaryota, Viridiplantae, Streptophyta, Magnoliopsida, Lamiales, Orobanchaceae.